Leptidea sinapis is the source of this 996-nucleotide messenger RNA. RefSeq names its product elongation of very long chain fatty acids protein AAEL008004-like. The transcript is spliced from 7 exons. Gene Ontology annotation, molecular function: fatty acid elongase activity. Gene Ontology annotation, cellular component: endoplasmic reticulum membrane. Gene Ontology annotation, biological process: sphingolipid biosynthetic process; fatty acid elongation, monounsaturated fatty acid; very long-chain fatty acid biosynthetic process. The coding region runs from base 133 to 936 and encodes 267 amino acids. The record is from RefSeq and is a predicted model, not a curated record. Lineage: Eukaryota; Metazoa; Arthropoda; Insecta; Lepidoptera; Pieridae.
GACCACAGCAAGCAUAUUCUUGUCUUGAAUUUCCUUCAAUCGUUACUUAGUAGUACGCCCGUGUGAACGUGAUCUAAAUGUUGUGUUAAAAAUAUUGUGUUUUAUUAUUAAACUUAAGCGGGUGGCACCAAAAUGGGGACCUUGAUUAAUAAUGUAACGGAGUACUACAAUUAUGUGAACGAUGAGCUUGCAGAUCCCCGGACGAAUAAGUUUUGGCUGGUCGCAAGUCCCCUACCAAUAUUUACAAUAAUGUUUAUUUAUCAUCGCUUCGUCAAAGUAUGGGGUCCGGCAUUUAUGAAAGAUAGAUCACCGUAUGACCUCAAAAACAUCAUAGUUGUCUAUAACUGUGUUCAGAUUAUAUUAUGUGGUUAUAUGACGAUUCAAUGUAUAACGUGGCUCUACUUGCCUGGUUACUACAGUCUCUGGUGCCAGAAGAUUAAUUACGAGGAUACCGAAAUAGAGAGGAGGAUUAUAAGCAGAGUUUGGCUUUACUACUUCAUUAAAAUCGUCGACUUAAUGGAUACGGUAUUCUUCAUUCUACGGAAGAAAUUUUCUCAAGUAACAUUUUUACAUGUCUAUCACCACCUGGGCAUGUGUCUAUUGGCAUAUAUUGGCACCAAAUACGUUCCUGGUGGCCAUGGCAUCAUGCUGGGUUUCAUCAACUCAGCAGUACACACGGUGAUGUACACCUACUAUCUGAUAUCCAUAACUCGCCCCCAAUGGGUCAGGCUGUGGUGGAAAAAAUACAUUACCCAGCUACAAAUCCUGCAAUUCUUACUUCUGAUUCUGCAUUUCGGCCACAUACUGUUCGAGCCCUCCUGUGGAUAUCCCAAAUGGGUGUCAUGCGCCUUUCUUCCACACAAUAUAUUCAUCUUAUGUCUCUUCUCCAAUUUCUACAUCAAGGAGUAUAUAUUACAGAAGAAAAAAACUACUUAAUUAGUUUUACAUUAGUGAAUUGUAUGUUAGUUAUAAAUAAAACAAGUUAUUUAUUAUAAA